UUAUCCAUCAACCCGUUGACAUAGAGAAGAACCCAUUACUAUCUGCAGAGAGAAGGAUUUUUAUAUAUUGCCAAUCUUCUAAUCCAAGUUUUGGUAGAAGAAUGAGGAACAAGUUACAUUUGCCAUGAGUUUCUCCAGGUUUCUAGUUUUCCUUUCCCUCAUGCAAUGCUCACUACAGUCAUCAGUUACUUUUACACUACGAGGAAAUGCCAAUGGACAGCCUUGUGUAUUCCCUUUCAAAUACAAUGACAAGCAGUACAAUGAGUGCACAGAUGCUGGCAGGUCAGAUGGGCUGCUCUGGUGUGCAACAACUGCAGAUUUUGACGCUGAUAAACUCUAUGGAUUUUGCCCACUAAUAAACGACACAGAAAGAUUUUGGACAGAAGAGGCUUCAACUGGCAUUAACUAUCAGAUAAACUCAGAAUCAGCUCUAACAUGGCACCAAGCAAGGAAAAGCUGUCAGCAGCAAAAUGCAGAACUACUAAGCAUUGCAGAGACUCAGGAGCAAGCAUAUGUAGGAGAGCUAACAAAAGAAUUUAGUUUUGCCUUCUGGAUUGGAUUGAAUGCUUUGGAUUUCAACAGUGGAUGGCAAUGGGCUGGGGGCAGCCCUUUCAGAUAUUUAAACUGGGCUCCAGGAAGUCCUUCCCUUCUCCCUGGGAAAAUUUGUGGACUGUUGAAUCCCAGAAAGAAUGCUAAAUGGGAAAACCAAGCAUGCAAUCAGAGACUAGGCUACAUUUGUAAAAAAGGAUCCUUCCAUUCAAAACCUGAUAUUAUGCCCAAAGGGGAAUUGAGGUCUGUUCAGUGCACAGAUGGCUGGUGGCCGUAUGCAGGUCACUGCUACAGCAUUCACCGGGACCCCAAAACAUGGGAAGAUGCUCUGUCAUCUUGUAAAAAGCAAGAUGGAGAUUUGGCAAGCAUCCACAACAUUGCUGAAAAUAGCUUUCUAGUGUCACAGCUUGGUUACAAGCCAACAGAAGAGCUGUGGCUGGGUCUGAACGCCCUGAGGUCUCACUUCUCCUUUGAGUGGAGUGACAGGAGCGCUGUGACAUUCACCAAAUGGCAGCGCCGGCAUCCUGCCUACACCGACGGCCUGGAGCACUGCGUGGCUGUGAAGGGGCAGGAUGGAUACUGGGCAACUGACGUUUGUAAUAAGCAGCUUGGUUACAUCUGUAAGAAGAAGCCUUCAUCGCAAUCCUCUGAAAAAGAGACAAUUGAGGACCCAGGCUGCCAAAAAGGUUGGAAAAGAUAUGGUUUUCACUGUUACUUGGUGGGUUCUGCGUUUUUGACAUUCUCAGAAGCAAAUAAGACAUGUGAACAGAGCAAAGCUUAUCUAGCUACGGUGGAAAGCAGACAUGAGCAAAUCUUUCUGAUUAGUCUGACGGGGCUGAGGUCUGAAAAAUAUUUCUGGAUUGGUCUCUCUGACACAGAAGAAAAAGGGAGUUUCAGGUGGACCAAUGGAGAAACUGCUCAUUUCACACACUGGAACACAGCCAUGCCAGGGAAAGAGCAAGGCUGCGUUGCCAUGGGAACAGGAAUUGCAGCUGGAUUAUGGGAUGUUGUGAGCUGUGAGAAGACAUGGAAUUAUCUUUGCAAACGGCGGGCAGCAGGAGUGCCCCCUCCUGCUCCAGAACAGGUCCCUGUGGCCGCGUGUGCCGAAGGCUGGGACAGAGCCUCCCGGGCAGACUCGUGCCUCAAAUUUUUUGUGAGAGAGGGAAACCAAAAGAAGUCUUGGUUUGAAGCUGAAGAAUUCUGUAGAGAAAUAGGUGGAAACCUGGUCACAAUCAAUACAAGAGAAGAUCAAAUUUUAUUAUGGCAAUUAGCUUCGGACAAAGGGCUGAACACUCAGACUUUCUGGAUUGGUUUGUUUCUCUUAAAUCCUGAUGAAGGAUUUGCCUGGAUUGAUGGCUCCCCUGUAGUUUAUGAGAACUGGGAGGAAAAUGAACCCAACAACUAUGAAGAACUUGAACAUUGUGUUAUGUUUAAUGGAUCACCCCAAAUGCGCUGGAACGACUUGCGCUGUGAACAUUUACUUAAUUGGAUUUGUGAAACAAAAAAAGGUACAUUGAUAAAGCCUGAAGCAAACUACAAACUUGACUAUCAGCUCACGAAAGAUGGAUGGAUUAUAUAUGAAAAUAAGCAGUACUAUUUCAGCAAAGAACAUGUCCAUAUGGAAGAAGCUCGGAGGAUUUGUCAGAAGAAUUUUGCUGAUCUUGUUGUCAUUGAGAAAGAAAGCAAAAGACGAUUUCUGUGGCAAUAUAUUUACACAAAACACAGAGGAAAAUCAUAUUUCAUCGGCUUAGUUGUCAGCUUUGAUCAGAGAUUCAGAUGGCUGGAUGACAGCCCAGUGAACUAUGUUGCCUGGGCUCCAAAUGAACCCAAUUUUGCAAAUAAUGAUGAAAACUGUGUGAUAAUGUCAGAAGAAUUUGGUUUAUGGAAAGACAUAAACUGUGCUGUGAAAAACGCCUUUAUCUGUGAAAGGCACAAUUCAACUUACUCAGGAUUUGCUCCUACUGUGCUUCCACCUCUGGGAGGAUGUCCUGAAACUUGGCUUUUGUUCAACAAUAAGUGCUAUAAAAUAUUUGGAUCCAGAGAAGAAGAGAAACUAACUUGGCACUCAGCAAGAAGUGUUUGUAGAGAAUUAGGGGGAAAUUUGGCCUCUAUACACAAUAAUCAAGUGCAAGCUUUCCUCACCUUCCACCUAAAGGAUGUUGCCAAUGAAACAUGGAUUGGGCUGAAUGACAUCAAUAGUGAGCAUACCUACCUUUGGACCGAUGGAAGCGUUUUUGACUAUUCAAAUUGGGCCCGAGGAUUCCCAUUCAGAGAUAAAUUCACAGUGGUUGACUGGAAGUAUAUUACAAUAGAGACUGAUUGUAUUACAAUGACAAAAAGAUCUGUAGAUGAUGCAGGAUUAUGGGAAAAUACUGACUGCCAGCAUAAAAAAAGCUAUAUUUGCCAGAUGGAGAGUGAGCCUGAACUGUUUCACCCCACAAGUGCUCCAGAUUUCGAUUUUGUCCAUUAUGGCAACAGCAGCUAUUUAAUCAUUCCUUCUAAAAUGAAUUGGGAAGAAGCAAGAAAAGCAUGCAAGGAGAAAUCUUCAGAGCUUGCCAGCAUUUUUGAUUAUUACAGUAAUAUAUUCUUGCUGCUGCAGGCAGUGCAGUAUGGAGACCCCUUAUGGAUUGGGCUCAACAGCAAUGUGAAUUACGGAUAUUAUAGAUGGACCACUAAAAGGAAAGUAAGUUUUUCUAAGUGGGACUAUGAAGAGCCAAAACAGAAACUAGCCUGUGUCUAUCUAGCACUCUCUGGGAGAUGGAAAACAGCACGUUGUAAUGAGAAAUAUUUUCCUGUCUGCAAAAAAUCUGAGGACAUACUUCCUUCUGACCCCCCUCAGGAUAUUGGACAAUGUCCUGAAUCUGAUCACAUAUCUUGGAUUCCUUUCCGAAGCCACUGCUAUAACUUCAAUGCCAAUGAAAUUACCUGGGCUCAGUCUGUGACUCAGUGCAUUCGAUCAGGUGGUAUGUUGACUUCUGUAGAAGAUCUGUAUGAAUCAAACUUUUUAAUAGAACAUGCAGAUUUAUAUGCAAGCAAGACAAGUGGCUUCUGGAUAGGAAUAUACAGAAAUGUAAAUGGGCAGCUGCUUUGGCAAGACAACAGUGCCUUAGACUUUGUCAACUGGGCUGAGGGGCAGCCCUCGGGGGACGAGCUGAGCUUCUGCGUGGAGCUGUCUGCAGCUACCGGCUGCUGGAGUGUCCUGCCCUGCUCUUCCCAAAAGGGCUUUAUUUGUAAGAAACCAAAGACUAUUCUUAAAGCAGCUGGAAACGUGGAAGAUGCCAAAAAGGACAAAGUCAGUGGUCACCUGAAUAUGUGGAUACUACCUACUCUCAUCCUCAUAAUUUUACUGGGGGUGGGCUUCAUGAUUUAUUUCUUGUUCAAGAUCAAAACUGGAAGUGGAACUGGAAGAGAGGUGAGGCGGAGCAGCAGUCAGCUGGAAUACAGCCGUGCCCUAACUGCAGGGGACAAUGGAAGUGGUGCUACCAACAACAAAGAAAAAAAUGAACAGAGUGUUGUCUGAUGGGACAACAGAGACAAAAUAAAUGGUUAAGCUGAAAAAAAUAUAGCUGAACUAAAGGAAACCUUAGUCUCUCUUAGGUGCAUGUAACUUGUACUACGAAGUAAAAUUCCUUCAGUAAGGAUUAGGAACUAUUGCUGUAUGCUCCUCAAUAAAUACUCUCAGGUAUUUAUUGACUUAGUACUGUACAAAAUUACUAAUUAAGCAAGCAAAGAAAAUAACAGAACUAGUGGGAAUUUAGAUUUAAAAAUUAUGGGCUGCUUAUUUAGGAAUUUGUGACAGCAUCACAUACAGUCAAGACUAACACUGAGCACUCUUUGCAGAGUGCUCAACCUUAAUGCCUGCACUUUGAGAGUAUCUCACCAUACUGUUCUGAAGCCUCCAUACUGUUACUUAAGUGAUGUUUGGAAUAAACAGAGAUUUACAUUAAUUGUUUGUCCCUGUUGCUGCCCUUGUCUUAUACCCUUAACACAAAUAUCUUCCUUGUGAUAAUAUUAUAAAUGGAAUGCAAAUACUUGUCCUUCAGUCAUGGCUUCAACUUGAAUUUUGCAAAACAAAUAUGUCUUUACAUACAGCCUUACUCUAUGACUUUGAAUGUUUUUUAUCAAUUAUGAACAUGAGACUAUAUGAAUAAACAAACUAUAUAUUACAUAAUAACAUUUCAGUUAUUUCAAUUUGCUUAAUUAGCAUGUGGAGAUGAUACGUGGUUUGUUGAUCUAAUGAGUCUUCUUCCUUAAAAAAGAGGCUGACAGGAGGAGACACAGAAAUGUGAACAUGGCAUAUGACUAAAAAAGUCAUAAAUAAACUAUAAAAUAAAGUAGUUGCCUAGUAAAUUUUGAAAUAAUGCAUUCCUGUUUUUUUUUCUAUUUGAUCACUCAUUUUAGGAUAGCUUUGCUUACUAUCCUCCACGUCUCUGAUAAAUGGACUGAUAACUGGGCACUGUGUCCAUGAUUCAGGCCAGUAAAAGAGUGGGGCACGAAACAGUGCCUUGCUAGUGAAAUGUUCUAGAAGUUUACUCAGAUGUUUAAGUUUUCUAGGAAUUCUCUGUUGUCUAUGACAUUCUGAAGAGAAAAAGCUCUCAAGGAUCUCUGUGAAUUACAAACCUUUAGAAAUUGCAUACGAACUGCAGAGGAGAUGUUACAUGACAUUGGAUUGACAACUUAUAGAUAGGGCAAUUAAACAAAACAUAUUGCAAGGGAUAAGGAAUAAAGACCAUUUUUUACUCAAA
Messenger RNA from Taeniopygia guttata (zebra finch), 5294 nucleotides. Its product is annotated as macrophage mannose receptor 1. NCBI's taxonomy places the organism in Eukaryota, Metazoa, Chordata, Aves, Passeriformes, Estrildidae. The record is from RefSeq and is a predicted model, not a curated record.